UCCAUCCUCACACCAAAAAUGUUUUUGCUAGGCUAUAAAAGUAACCCCAAGGCCCAAGUCCUAUUCACAACCAAAGAUGAGAACAUCACUUUCCUCCUCUCUUUCCUCCUUCCCCCAAUAAAAAGCUCAUAGCUUCUCCAAAAAAAUCAGUGCUUUUCCUUCAAGAGAAAAAUCUUCUCUCUCCAAUCAAUCAAUCAAGAAAAAAAGUGUUCUUAAUCCAAGAAAUUCCCUUAUAAAUGUAAAAAAUUCCACCCAUUUUUAUAUGCUCUGUUAUUUUUUUUCCCAAAGUCCUCUGUUUUUAUCCCCUGUCAAUUUAUUUAUUUGUUUAUUUUGUUGGACUGAAUGAUGGGUGAAAGCUCUCUGUAUUCACAGACUUUUCACAUUACUGUAAUUCUAGAAACUAGUUUUUUUCGUCACAAAUUUUAGUUUACAUUUACAAAUUUUUAUAUUUUUAUAUCUGAAAUUUUGAUUUUUUUUUUUUUUUGGUUUUAAAAUCAGUACAAAAAACUUGAAAAAAUAAAUAUUUUCGAUGGAAGGUGGCAGAGUUCAUGGUGGCUGUCAUGAUAUGAUUUCAUCGCUUGAGAAUUCCAACAAUUCUCUUUGGCGUUCUUCUUCUUCUACUUAUUACGGGAUGAUGGUGAAUUUUGAUCAAGAACCACCGCACCGGCCACCACCACCACCACUGCCGCCACAUCAACAAGGGCUUUUGAUGAACCCAAAAAGGUACCGUAGCGAUGAACUGUUCGCCGGAACAGUCAAUGUGGAGGACAUUAGCGAGGAUGAAUUGGAUGCAAACCUCUUCAACAACUCGGUGAAAAAAAGGCGGCUCACCCCGGAACAAGUUGAGUUUUUGGAGAAGAGUUUCGAUGCGGAUAACAGGUUGGAACCCGAGAGAAAAGUGCACCUAGCCAAAACAAUUGGGUUGCAGCCAAGGCAAGUUUCGGUUUGGUUCCAAAACCGACGUGCUAGACAUAAGACUAAGCUUGUUGAAAAGGAGUUUGGUUCAUUGAAAGACAGCUAUAAUAGUCUCAAGGUUGAUUACGACUCCCUCAUCAAGGAAAACGAGAACUUGAAAAAUGAGGUUGAGAUGUAUAAGAACUUGCUGAAAAUGGAAGGGAGAAGUAUCAACUCGAGCCCAAUUAACACACCACCAUUCGAGGAUGAAGGAACAAUGAAGAUUGAAUCUCGAAGAAAGGUGGAGAUAGUUGGUUUAGAAGGAGUAGUGUUACAAGCCGCGAAGCUAAGUGAAGCCGCGAAGCUAAGUGAAGACGCGAAUUCAGCCAAGAGUGACAUCCUUGACUAUGAUAGCCCACCUUACACCAUUGUGAACCAAUCUGCUGCGAUAGUUGAGACAUCUUCAACCCUCAUUAUGCGGGAUCCUGACCAACAAUCGGUCUUUGCACAAGAGGAUCAUAUGAUGAUGACGAAAAGCUUGUUACUUCCGCAAUCACCACCAACAUACAACAAUUUUCUUGAGGUACCGGAUGAUGAUAAGAAUUAUGACCCUAACAACGCCAAUACUUGUAACUUUUCGCUAGUUGAUAAUCAGCCUAACUGGUGUUGGCUUUACUAGCUUAGCUUGCUAGUGAUGCUCUUUUUAUAAGUACUAGUCGAUAGUCGUUACCAAUCCAUGUACGAUCAAUCAUCUUUACAUUUUGGUACGACUAUAGCUAGUACUCCGUAGAAGUUACUCAUUAUCAAUCAAUGUACGAUCAUCGGAUCGAUACAUUUUGGUUUGACUAUAGUUAAAUUAGCAGUAGUUAGUCGUUCCCAGUCGAUAAUGUACGAUCAUCGUUACAUUUUGGUACGACUACAGUUUGUAGGAGUUAGUCGUUUCCAGUCAAUGUACGAUCAUUGUUACAUUAGGGUACGACUAUAGCGUAGUCAUCUACAUUUACUUUUUUUUUUUUUUUUUUUUUUUGAACAAGUCAUCUACUUGGGCAUACAUUUUGUUCCCUGUAAUGUUCUCUUUAAUCAAUAGAAAUUAUUAUUAAAGAUAUUACCUCAA
This is a messenger RNA of Chenopodium quinoa (quinoa), 2008 nucleotides long. RefSeq names its product homeobox-leucine zipper protein ATHB-54-like. NCBI's taxonomy places the organism in Eukaryota, Viridiplantae, Streptophyta, Magnoliopsida, Caryophyllales, Amaranthaceae. The transcript has 3 exons. The coding region runs from base 530 to 1573 and encodes 347 amino acids. Gene Ontology annotation, biological process: positive regulation of DNA-templated transcription. Gene Ontology annotation, cellular component: nucleus. The record is from RefSeq and is a predicted model, not a curated record. Gene Ontology annotation, molecular function: sequence-specific DNA binding; DNA-binding transcription factor activity, RNA polymerase II-specific.